AUGGCGCGCUCGACGACGACGCGACCCCGCGCCGACGCCGUCGCCGUGUCCAUCAUCGUCCCGACGUACGACGAGCGCAUGAACAUCGCGACGCUGUACCACCUCGCGCGCGAAGCCGAGGCCGCGUUCGACGACGACCGCGGGCGAUGGGAGAUCGUCGUCGUCGACGAUGGGUCGCCGGAUGGGACGGCGGACGUCGUGCGCGCGCUGCGAGACGCGCACGAGGACGCGUUUUUGGUGCUGUGCGAACGGGGGCGGAAAUUAGGGCUCGGGACGGCGUACGCGCACGGGCUGCGACGCGCGCGAGGACGCGAGGUGGUCGUCAUGGAUGCGGAUUUGAGCCAUCAUCCAAAGUACAUUUCCGAGAUGUUGACGAAGAGGCGAAGAGAAAAGUUGGACGUCGUGAGCGGGACGCGGUACGCGCUCGGGGGGGGGGUGUGCGGGUGGGAUUUAAGGCGAAAGUUGACGUCGAUGGUGGCGAAUUACAUCGCCAAGGCGGCGCUGAAUCCGGGCGCGAGCGACUUGACGGGGAGCUUUCGGUGCUAUCGACGAGACGCGUUCGAGGAUUUGGUCGCGCGGUCGACGUCGCGGGGGUACGCGUUUCAGAUGGAGAUCAUAUACAGGGCGAAGAAGGCGGGGUACACCGUGGGCGAGGUCCCGAUCGCGUUCGUCGAUCGCGUGUACGGCGAGAGCAAGCUCGGGGCGAGCGAAAUCGUCGACUACCUGCGCGGCUUGGCGCGGCUCUUCUUCACCGUCUAG
Molecule: messenger RNA, 759 nt
Organism: Ostreococcus lucimarinus CCE9901
Lineage: Eukaryota; Viridiplantae; Chlorophyta; Mamiellophyceae; Mamiellales; Bathycoccaceae
Exons: 1
Coding region: 1-759 (252 amino acids)
Biological process (GO): protein O-linked glycosylation via mannose; GPI anchor biosynthetic process
Cellular component (GO): endoplasmic reticulum membrane
Molecular function (GO): dolichyl-phosphate beta-D-mannosyltransferase activity
Source: RefSeq, a predicted model, not a curated record